Messenger RNA from Coregonus sp. 'balchen', 2405 nucleotides. NCBI's taxonomy places the organism in Eukaryota, Metazoa, Chordata, Actinopteri, Salmoniformes, Salmonidae. The record is from the annotation of a GenBank genome assembly.
CGCCACAAAAGUCAUGGCUGAAAAUUAUUUUCUUCAACCGUAACAUUGGAGAUGUCUAUGAAGUGUCGCUAGUUAGCGACUGCAUUGUUGAACGCUUUUUAACACAAUUUUACUUCUCUUUUUUGCAUGUUGGAUGUAAAAUGUCUUUACUCAAACCAUUUAGUAAACUUCCUGGACUAAACACAGCCAACAUACUGGUAAGUGGUCCUGUAAGUAACGUUAGCCCUAGGUAGCUAGCUAGCAAACUUAACAAUUAAUUACCAACGAUUCUUAUCACUAAACCAAUUGUGACAUUACUGCUAUCCAGAUUAUUGAUACAUUUACAUGCACAGAAUUCAAUAUUUGUAUCUAUGUUUAGUUAGUUAGCUGAUACAUCAUAAUAACACCACUAACUCACCCGUUGUUACUCAAUUAAUGUGUUUCUUGUUUCAGCUGGUAGAGAAUGAAGAGCAAUUUCAGCAGAAGUUAGCUGACACUGUUGUGCUUCAUGAGAAGAAUGUCAACGUCAAUGUGUAAGUACUGAAUUGAGUUCCCAACUAGCGAGCUAGGUAGGGGUCUUGACUAGAUGGUAUACAACUACGGACAGAAGUGACUUUUCGUAGCGGGUUAGGGUUAGCUAAAAUGCUCUCCUAACCUGCUACGAAAAGUCACUCGACAGAAGUAGCUGUAUACCAUCUAGUCACAACCGUCUAACAUUGUCAUCUUCUUCUUUCUGUACCAGAAGGUUGGCUAGAAGCCUCCCACUACCCAUGGAAAACGAGGAGUCUCGGCCGCGGAUAGAUCUGGUGGUUUUCAUCAUUCACCUAACCUCAGAGCUCAGGUACAUUCACAUACAGACAAUAGGGACCAUCCAUAGGGAGAUGGACCCCAUGACUGAUGUGACUUUACUGGCCUCUUCUUCCAGUGGUAAUGCUACUGCUUUUCUCUCUCCUCAGCUUCCAGUCAGCAGAGACCUCCCUCAAGUAUUUAGACCCAGGUUACUUCCUGGGCAAAGUCUGCUUCCUGGUUACCAAUGGUAAGGAAAUGGACUCGCCUGUCUAUCCUUCUCCGUUAUACAUCUUUCAUCAACACUUAUCACAUUCUAUCAUCCUCUCAUUAUGUUUAAAGAGUGCUAUCUUCCUCUGUGUGUCUGUGGUGUGUCUGUGUCUCCUCCUCCAGCUCGUAAUGCAUCAGUGCCCCCUGAGCGACUGGUCUCUGUGAGGAAGCUGGCUGCAUCCCUCCACUGCCCCUUACUGUGUGCAGAGGAUCAGGUAUAAGUCAAUGCAUAGACGUGAUUGAUAGGUAAAACACUAUAUUAGUUUAUAUUUAGUCUAUUUCAUGAAACCUGUGUUAUGAAUAGACUGACAGGUAAUACAAACUCAUAUUAUCUUUUAGAAGUGUGUCAUUCUGUUAUUUUAUGAAGCUUUUGUUGUUGUUUUCCAUUCUUAUUUAUUUCCUCUAAUUUCCUUUUUUUCUCCACUCAGACGACAGAGGGGGUGACCACGGCAGCACACCGUUUACUGGCCAUUCUCAAGGUAGCGGCCGGUCUUGUCCCCAUGGCAACUGGUCUCUACCUGUCCACCUUCACCCGCUGCACUGUGCCCUCUGACAUUGAUCAGCAGAACUUUGAGUGAUCUUUAACCCAGUCCAGAACAUCACCACCUGGACCAGCCAAGACUGGUUGACCAGGUACUUACAUGGACUGUUACUUGUGCUCAAUAGCUAUUGCGGUCUCUAAAACAGAUAAAUGUAAGAGGUUUAUAUAGAGUGGACUGCGUGUCAUAUUGUUUUAAUUUUGUUUGUACAUACAGUAUGUUUACCAUGCACAUAGUACCUUUUUAAAUACAUAUUUUCUUGUUUUGUUCACAUUGUAAGCUUUUAGCCAUUUACAAAUAUAUCUGCUUUGAUCUAAUUUGUGAAGAAAGUGUCUGGUAUCUUAGUAAAUACAUUUGAGAUUACACACUAACCGUACUUUUUAGAAUGUCACUUGUUGCUGUGUCAAUAUACUGACACUAGGUGGAGUGCCUGCAGCCUGACGAAAGACAUUGGUUCAAUGCCUCGAAAGUGCUUUCUGGCUGCGCUAUAGAAACUUGUGAUAACAUGGUGAUGAAAUUGAACCAUGCAAUUGAUAUCCCCUUAUCUUUCAUUAUGUAGUGUUUCUUUGACCUAUGUGAGAAAUAAACGGCUUAGCUAGUAGAUACAAUCUUAAAGAUGCGUUAUAAAGGUUUUGUAUAAUUUCAGCCAGUAGUUUUGAAAGUAGUGCUCACAAGCCGAAACGGGUCCAUGAAAAUUGUGCACCAUUGUGUAUAACGUCAACCAUUUCGUAUGCAAAAUAAAUAUAACAUAUUUUGUACAAUGUUACACAUUUGUAAGUGCUUAAGAUCUUGUUAAACCUCUUUAAUUGUGAACCAGCUGUUUGAAGACUC